AUGAAUCAAACUAAUGGAGAGAGAAAUUUAGAAGAAUUAUUGAAAGAAAUUCUACGGCUUAAUCAUGAUAAGCCUAAGAUUUGUGAUUUGGUAAAUAAAGGAAUUUUGAAAGCUCAAGUAAUAAAAACUAUGGAAGCUUUCGAAAAUGAUUCAAAAGUUUUUCCGCAAGGAAAAAAAAUUAAGCAUUGGAACAAGGAAAAUAUACAGGAUUGGGCAAAUACUAUAAACGGAACAGAAGUUACAAGGGAUCCCGAGUUUCUGGAAGAAAUGAUAGCAGUCCUUAAGAGGACAAAUAUCCUUCAUUGUGGGAAUGAUCCGAGAAUAACCCAGGUUUUAGCUAUAUUACUUUUUGAGUCGCCAAAGGGACAGGGUAGAUCGUUACAAGUAUCCACAGGAGAAGGAAAGUCUACCAUAUGUGCUAUGCUCGCAAGUAUUAAAGCAUUACAAGGAGAGAAUGUGGAUAUAAUAACGAGCUCCUCUGUUUUAGCAAAGAGAGAUGCUGAUGAGCGAAAAAGUUUUUAUGAAACAUUAGGGAUCAGUUGUGGGUCUAAUGAAGAUAGUUUAAGUAGGUUUCAGUUUGAUUGGCUGGCGCACGAACAUAAGAGAAGGAAUAACAGAUGGAACAGAGGAUUUGGGGUAGUAAUUGUAGAUGAAGUAGAUAAUAUGAUGAUUGAUGAUAGUGGCAGGACUGCAAGGUUAACGGGAGAACUAGCAGGGUUUGAAUAUUUAAAUCCGGUAUUUUGUGGAGUAGCAAACGAGUUAACUAGAAUACACAAGCAAAUUACAAAGAUAGGAGGGAAGACAGUAUAUAUAGAUGGUGAGUUCAAUGAAGAAGGAGGAGAACUUUACUUAGGAAAAGAAGCAAAAAUACAUGAAAUAAAGAAUCUUUACAAUUUUAUCUCUAAACAUUUAAUAGAAUUUACAACCAUGAUUAUAAAAGAAAGAAUAAUAGAACUACCAGACUUUUUAAAAGAUUUUUCUUUAAAGUUUGUAGAAGAAUUAGUGAAAUCUGCAAUUCAAAGCUGGAGUAUAUUUCAUGAGAAUAUAGAGUAUCUAUCAGUAAAAGAUAAAAAUAAAAACUCGAUAAUUGCACCAGUUGACUAUGAAAGUACUGGAAUAGUGCAAGAGAGUGAGACGUAUUCUGAUGGGUUACAUCAAUUUCUGCAAGUAAAGCAUGGAUUCAAGCUUACACCUGAGACAGUAGCUACAAGUUUUGUCUCAAAUCUAAGAUAUUUUAAAAAAUACGGAGCUAAAAUUUAUGGAAUGACUGGAACAGUAGGAUCUAAGGAGGAACAAGAUCUGCUAUCUUCAAUUUAUAAAAUAGAUUUUGGAUUUAUUCCGACAUAUAAAGCAAAACAAUUUAAAGAGCUAGAAGGAAUAGUAGCUAACGAUAAGACUAAAUGGUGUGUGGAAAUUGUGAGUAAUAUAAUACAGGAAAGUGAAAAAGGAAGAGCGGUAUUAGUUAUUUGUAAGACAAUAGAAGAUGUAACAGUAAUUUAUGAAAUUUUAACAAAAGUUGAUCAAAGAUGGAAAACAAGACUAUAUUCUAGAAAUGAUAAUGAUAAUGAUGAAUGUUCAGCAGUAAAAGAGAAAGUUGACUCAGGAGAUAUAAUAAUUGCAACAAACUUAGCGGGAAGAGGAACAGAUAUUAAAACAAGUACUAGCGUUGAAAAAAAUGGAGGAUUACAUGUAAUAGUUACUUUUUUACCGUCAAACUCAAGA
This is a messenger RNA of Dentiscutata heterogama, 1722 nucleotides long. The record is from the annotation of a GenBank genome assembly. Lineage: Eukaryota; Fungi; Glomeromycota; Glomeromycetes; Diversisporales; Gigasporaceae.